AAAGUGUAGUCCAAACACGGCCUGCCUGUUUUUGUUUUGUCUUCUUCCUCCACAAUCUCUCUCACUCACUUGUUUUCCCACAGCCAGAACCAACUUUGCCACCACCAUCACCCUCUCCCACCAGCCACGAUGCGUGUGAUUGCUGCUGUUGUGCUUGUUGCGGCGCUCGCCACUGCCUCCAUGGCAUGCGAGUCUGCCACCAACCUCAUCAAGCAGGCUGAGGGUUACCGCCCUUGCACCUACGUGGAUACCACCGGUCACAAGACCAUCUGCUAUGGCUUCAACCUGGACGCCGCGGGCGCCAAGUCCAAGGUGCAGGCUGUUGGCGGCAACUGGGACCAGGUGUACAACCACGGUGGCUGCCUUUCCCAGACCCAGUGCAACGAGCUCCUCGCCGGUGAGGUGUCUGCUGCCUCCACGAAUGCCCGCCGCAUCUUCGGCAACCAGUGCUCCUGCAUCGACGCCGUCGUCACGGACAUGACCUACAACCUCGGCUAUGCCGGUAUGUCGUCCUUCACCACCUUCAUCAGCCUGAUCAAGCAGCACGACUGGAGCAAGGCCGCCAGCGACGUCCGUGGCACCCUCUGGUGCCGUCAGGUCAAGUCCCGCUGCACGCGUGACGCCGGCAUCAUUGCCAACGGCUGCGCCACCUUCCUUGCCAAGGAGGCCAAGCUGGACGCCUAAACACGUCACCUGCCACCCACUUUCCACACACCACCCACCACCUUCCAUGUUGUUUUUUCUCUCCCUGCACUGACUGGCACCGUGCCCGUGCUUCUGUUGCCUGCAUGGAUGUGUGUGCUCCUGUGACUGCGCUGUUUACAGUCCACUGCUUUCCCACCAACUUGUUGUGACGGCGUGCCCACGCCAAAUUACUACACUCCAAACCUCAA
Messenger RNA from Salpingoeca rosetta, 893 nucleotides. RefSeq lists its product as uncharacterized. The record is from RefSeq and is a predicted model, not a curated record. The transcript has 6 exons. NCBI's taxonomy places the organism in Eukaryota, Choanoflagellata, Craspedida, Salpingoecidae. Gene Ontology annotation, molecular function: lysozyme activity. The coding region runs from base 130 to 684 and encodes 184 amino acids.